Messenger RNA from Helobdella robusta, 324 nucleotides. RefSeq lists its product as hypothetical. Lineage: Eukaryota; Metazoa; Annelida; Clitellata; Rhynchobdellida; Glossiphoniidae. The record is from RefSeq and is a predicted model, not a curated record. The transcript has a single exon. The coding region runs from base 1 to 324 and encodes 107 amino acids.
AUGGAAGACAUCUUGGAGGAAGGAGAGAUAACAUGUCCACAUACAAUAGCAACGUUUGAAGUGGCACCCUCAGUCCAGGGUUCUUCACAUAACAUGUUCAGUAGCUAUGAAAGUGAACACGGGGCUAAUUUUAAGUCACACUGUCUAGUCACGUCAUCAUUUAACAAGCAACUCAUUGACCAGUUAGAAAAAAGACAUUUACAAAACUCUAUUCUUGACAAAGCAAUUGAAAUUGAAAAUCUAUCGAAACAAUUGGAUCAUGCCAAGUCACUUAUCGCUAAUUUGAAACAAAAUUUUGAUACCCAUUCUUACAAUUGUAAAUAG